This is a messenger RNA of Phaeoacremonium minimum UCRPA7, 1473 nucleotides long. RefSeq names its product putative ino80 chromatin remodeling complex protein. The coding region runs from base 1 to 1473 and encodes 490 amino acids. NCBI's taxonomy places the organism in Eukaryota, Fungi, Ascomycota, Sordariomycetes, Togniniales, Togniniaceae. The record is from RefSeq and is a predicted model, not a curated record. The transcript has 3 exons.
AUGGCUAUUCCUCGCGACCGCCAAAGCGCCAAAGAACUCGUGCAGCAGAUUGCAAAGGAUCAUGGCUACCUGGGCGAGGAGAAGCUACGGAGGAUCGAGCCAGAUCUCCGCCGCGAGAUUGAAGAAGCCUUCCUCAAGAAAGACCUGAUGAUUGGCUCGACUGUCAUAACUCUGGCGAAGAACCUGUACACCAGCAAAGCCCGUUUCGUCUUCGAGCUGUUGCAGAAUGCAGACGAUAACAAAUUCGAAAAGGCUGUGGCCUUGGGGUCUGUACCUUUUGUCUCGUUCCGCGUAUAUCCGCGCAAGAUUGUCCUGGAGUGCAAUGAAGAUGGCUUUAAUCAUGACAACCUGGUGGCUAUAUGCUCUGUAGGAAAGAGUUCGAAGACAGGUGCCCAAGGCUACAUUGGCGAGAAAGGAAUAGGCUUCAAGUCCGUUUUCAUGGCAGCUUGGAAAGCCCAUAUCCAAUCAGGCAGCUUUUCCUUCUCUUUCACUCAUAGGAAUGGAGAUUCCGGCAUGGGAAUGAUAUCCCCGGUCUGGGAGGAAGCCAGCGACCAGCCUACAUCGCAGCUGACGAGGAUCACCCUUCAUCUACAUGAUACCGGAGACGCUGAUGUGUUGAAAAAAACUCGAGAGAUUAUUCAGGAGCAAUUCGAAGAGCUCGAAGAGACUAUCCUUCUAUUCAUGAAGAACCUCAGACGCGUCAAUGUCAGCUUUUACGACGAGGAUGGAGACGAGACAUCGUCCGCUGCCUACUCGAUCAAGCGCCCGCGGACUACCUUUGCCAUUCUUGAGAGGACCAAGACCAUCAAUGGCACAACGCAGACACAAGUCAAGCACUUCCACGUCACCACCCACCAAGCGACAAACCUCGCAAAGAACGAGAAUCGAACGUACUCGGACACCGAAGAGGCCACCCGCGCAUACUCGAAGUCUCAGAUCACGCUUGCAUUCCCAGUCACAGAAGCUUCGGUCCCCGUCAUCGAGCCCCAGAACGUCUUUGUCUUCUUGCCUGUUCGCCCUGUUGGGUUCAAGUUCUUGAUACAGGCCGACUUCGUGACGGAUGCAAGCCGACAGGAUAUUGUCAGGGAUUCCCUUCGUAACAAUGGUCUGAUCGAUGGUAUCGCCGAAGCCUUCGUCAAAGCAAUUCUGCAGUUCUGCAGGCAUGACACCUUGCGGUACCAGUGGAUGAGAUACUUGCCCGACAAGAACUCUACGAAUUGGAACGGCCUAUGGCUUGCCCUGGUGAACAGAAUAGCUGGUGGACUCGCUAGAGCGGCCGUGUUGUACGGCCAGAAGAGGGCCGACGGGCGUCUCAUUAAAGACCUUGUCCGGCUGCAGACCGACCACCUUGAUGAGAAUGGAGAGCCCCUAUUCGAUGAUGUUGAGCCGGAGCAGAUGAUUUCACGACGUUACAGAGACAGCGAUUUGGAUUUGCUGCGAAGUUAUGGACUCGAUGGUGGCGGUCCAGAAUGA